Messenger RNA from Hibiscus syriacus, 2578 nucleotides. RefSeq lists its product as uncharacterized. Gene Ontology annotation, molecular function: mRNA binding. The transcript has 11 exons. Lineage: Eukaryota; Viridiplantae; Streptophyta; Magnoliopsida; Malvales; Malvaceae. The coding region runs from base 40 to 2172 and encodes 710 amino acids. The record is from RefSeq and is a predicted model, not a curated record. Gene Ontology annotation, cellular component: cytoplasm.
AUACCAAUAAUAUUUCCGCCAAAAAAAAAUCGAACUUAGAUGAUGAGGCUUUUAAGAACCAGCUACAAAUUUCUCUAUACUUCUCUCGAAAUCCAUUUCCGGAAAUAUGAUUUCCCUUUGAUUCCCAUUUCGUACAUCCACAGCUCUACCAAAAUCCAAUAUCCGAAUUCAAAGUUCGAUGUUGUUCUUAAUGAGGUUGCUGAGCUCAAUUCUUCAAAACCCAGUUCCCACGGCGGCCAAUCACCGCCGGAAGUCGUCGUUCCGUUUGAUCAUGAGAGAACCACGACGCGGAAUGAAUCAACGGUUCAGAUUUCUCAUCCGUGGCAGGAAUGGGUGGAUUUGAUGGAAUGCUUAUUGAGGAGAGGCUAUUUCGAUGCAGAUGGGAACCCUUUUGAAAAUGGUGAAUUGGGUUCGAAAGAAGCCAAUAGUAUCCGCACAUCUUGCCUUAAUUUCGCUAGAGAUCGCUUUAGUCUUAUAAGGUACUUCUCAAGGAAAGAUGUUCAGGUCAUUGUAGGAUGCGGAUGCCCGAGCCUUGAUAGGAAAGUUGUCAAUUCUGGGAAGCGCUUAAGAGCUCAUGUGGGCAUUGAUGAAGGAAAUGUAUGCAGCUCCUGCAAUUUGAGAGGAAACUGUGAUAGGGCGUAUGUAAAGGCACGUGAAGACGAAGGUGGAAGGACCGUGGAUGUGAUGCGCAUUUUAUUGACCUACUGUCUCGACUCUGUCACCGGUUCUGUCGAGAACAAACUAGUUCAAAACAAAUUAAUUAAAGAAUCGGUAAGACGACUGCUGAAAGAAAUGGUUGAUUAUGGCAGAGAGGAUCAACGAGCUGACAUGCCAAAUGCUGCACCCUCAAGAGGGGAUGCUUCACGACACGAUCAUUCAAGUACGCAAGGACAAAUAAAAGUUCCGAUGAAGCCAGGCGAUUGGCUUUGUCCCAAAUGCGACUUCCUAAAUUUCGCAAGAAACAUCAAGUGCUUGCGCUGUGACGGUUUUUUCGAAGAAAGAUUGAGGCAACUACGGGAAGAUCAGGAUCAUCUGCCAUUAAAGAAGGGAGAUUGGAUAUGUAGCAGAUGCAACUUCCUGAAUUUUGCAAAGAAUACAAGAUGUCUGCAAUGCAAAGAGAAACCUCCGAAGCGACAUCUCAAUCCUGGGGAAUGGGAAUGUGAAUCGUGCAACUAUAUUAAUUUCAGACGAAAUAUGAUAUGCUUGAAAUGUGACCACAAGCGGCCAAAAGUCUCGAAUGCUUCAAUCACAUCCGCUGGUGGAUUCGAAGGCAACAUCGGUAAAUUCGAAGGGCAAGACAGAAAGCGAUAUGAAAGUUCAGAUAGAUGGAGAUUUGUACAUGAAGAGAACGAAGAUGAAUGCUUAGAUUCAGGGACUGAGAAUUCAAAGUUCUUUGAUUUCCCCAUUACCAGAAAUAAGCCUACCGUGCCACCUGAAACAGACGGGAAAUGCAAGUCAACGUCGGAGACGAACAAAAAUCCCACAAGGGUAAUGCAAAACGAUGAAUCUAAAUGCAGCGACAGCCGGAGAAAGUCGGAAUUGCUCAAAUCUUCAGACGACGAAGAGAUGGAUGGGUGGUUUCGACUUUCCCAUAAUUUUUUUGGGGUUUCCCCCUCUUUUGAAAUUAAGGAAACUGUAGCUGUUUCUUCUUUCUCCCCCCCUCCUUUUGAAUCUCGAAGAUUGAGAGAACUGAUGGGUACAGAAGGAUCAAGUGUUGUUGUGCCCAGGAAUUUCAGAUUGCUGGAAGAGCUUGAGAGGGGCGAAAAGGGAAUUGGGGAUGGAACUGUUAGCUAUGGGAUGGAUGAUGCUGAUGAUAUAUACAUGCAGUCAUGGACUGGGACUAUUAUUGGCCCCCUUAAUACUGUUUAUGAAGGACGCAUAUACCAAUUGAAACUGUUCUGUGGCAAGGAUUAUCCAGAUAAUCCACCAAGUGUGAGGUUCCAAACACGGAUAAAUAUGACCUGCGUAAAUCAGGAAACCGGAGUGGUUGAACCUAGCCUUUUCCCCAUGCUUGCUAAUUGGCAAAGGGAGUAUACAAUGGAAGACAUAUUGAGUCAGCUGAAGAAAGAAAUGAUGUCUCCACAGAACAGGAGGCUAGCUCAGCCUCCUGAAGGCAACGACGAGGCAAGGCCUGACCAAAAGGGUUUAGCGAUGAAGUGUUGCAUCGUUUGAAAUCACCGGAGUUGCAUGUGAACAUUAUGUAUAUAAGAAAAUAUAUACAUUAGGUAACUCCAGCAACAGGCUUAGUUAUGAAAUGUCAAUGGUGGUGAAAUAAAUCAAGAAUUCUUAACGAAUCCGAUGACAUUAAAAAACUGCACAAGUUAUGCUAGUACCGUAUCAAAGUUGGUGUGCACAUUUUAUUAUUUUUCUCUUUUAUUUCCUCGUUUGUUUUCCAUUUCCAUAUCAUGUAGUUAAGAACGAAUCCGAGGAGAAAGAUGAAGCUGGGAUCUUUACUGGUUUGAGAUAAUUGUUAUGUUCCCCUCUCUGUCUUGUGCUUUCUCUUGGAUGAUGAGAAAACUGUACCCUCAUAAGUUUAUUAUUUCCAACAAUGUUUGAAUUACAGUUCCAUUUUCAUUCA